This is a messenger RNA of Xiphias gladius (swordfish), 2420 nucleotides long. RefSeq names its product solute carrier family 45 member 2 (gene slc45a2). The coding region runs from base 697 to 2409 and encodes 570 amino acids. Gene Ontology annotation, molecular function: sucrose:proton symporter activity. The transcript has 7 exons. Lineage: Eukaryota; Metazoa; Chordata; Actinopteri; Istiophoriformes; Xiphiidae. Gene Ontology annotation, cellular component: membrane. The record is from RefSeq and is a predicted model, not a curated record.
UGAGAUUUUUCAGUCUGGAUCUGAGUGGUGUACCGACCAACCGACCGUCUAACAGACGGACCUUGCCAUCCAGAGCCAUGCUGCCAGCACGGCUAAAAAGAAGCGAUUAAUUAAAGUAGAAAUCAAAGUGUGGACGAAACAAACUUUGAAAGCUCGAGCAGAAGCCCCCUAACUAAAAGAUCACUGACUAGGCGCCAAAAAAAAGAAUCCCUCUGGCCGGAAUAAAUAACCCUCUUUAUGACACACUCCCACUCACAUGCACAUAAUUCAUCACAAACACUGCCAGGAACUGACCCGGGCCUUUACUAGAGUACUUUCAAGACUGAAGAGGGGGAAGAAACCCCCAGUGAAUACACCCACUUCUUUUCUCUCCUCCCCUCUCAUUCUCCUCUUCCCCGAGUCCAGCUCUGCUCCGCUCAGACCAGGAGGCAGACCCUCACAUGUGAAGUUAAGCUGUGUGGAUCUUGGACUGAUUGCCCAGCUAUGCAGUAGAGAGGAGGAUUAGCCCAAGCUGAGCACCGGUGCAAGGACUGGGCAUCCGGCCAUUUAUCCAUCACUUGGCUGACUGAGAGAGACACUGCCAUACCAGAAUUUCUGUCUUUGUCUCUUUUUACCUGAAUCUCCUUUUCAUUCCCUUUUCCUUCUUCCCGUCCUUCCUCCCUCUCUCCUUAUACGCCUCUCUCCCCUCUCUCAACUAUGACCCUUUUAUCAGAGGACCAGUCUGUGAGGCCCCAACCCUGCCGGCUCCCGGAACCCGGCAAACACAUCAGCGCUUCUUUGCACCAGUACUCAACAGACUACACUAGCUCCAAAGAUGGCUACAUGGACAGUGGGGACAGCGCCGUGUUCGGAGUCGCGGAGCCCCCCAGACGCUCUCGGGGCCGCCUUAUCCUCCACGGCCUGGUCAUGUUCGGAAGGGAAUUUUGCUAUGCGGUGGAGGCAGCGUUCGUCACACCAGUGCUCCUGAGCGUGGGCCUUCCCCGCAGCCUGUACAGCUUGGUGUGGCUGAUCAGCCCCAUCCUGGGCUUCCUGCUCCAGCCCAUCAUCGGCUCGGCCAGCGACCACUGCCGUUCGGCGUGGGGCCGGCGAAGGCCUUACAUCCUGGCACUGGGCAUCCUCAUGCUGCUGGGAAUCACCCUCUUCCUUAACGGAGAUGCUGUCAUCUCAGCGCUGGUCAGUGACAGGUCAUUGAGGAGUACAUGGGCCAUAGUGGUGGUGAUGUUCGGCGUCGUGCUGUUUGACUUCGCUGCAGACUUCAUCGACGGGCCCAUCAAGGCCUACCUGUUUGAUGUGUGUUCACAUCAAGACAAGGAACGAGGUCUGCACUACCAUGCUCUACUAACAGGUCUGGGCGGAGCGUGUGGUUACCUGGUGGGAGCUAUGGACUGGGGUCAUUCUUCGUUGGGUCAGCUGCUGGGCUCCGAGUACCAAGUCAUCUACUUCUUCUCGGCAUUGACCUGGGGCAUCUUCCUCACUGUGCACCUCUUCAGUAUUCCAGAGAAAAUUCUGGGCAGGGAGACAUCUGCCUCUGACUCUUCAGAUCCCAGUGCCCUCCACCUCUUGGGAUCCCAGAGCAAUGGCUAUGGAGCACUGGCCAAAGAGCCUGUCUCUCCUGUAGUCCCAGCGUCUGUCCCAGACCUCAGGCCAAGGUCUUUCUCUGCCCUGGGCGAGGCCAACUCGGUGACCUCCAGUGCCAAACAGCCGAACAAGGAGGCUCAGAAGAGGAUGACUUUCCGGUCGCUGAUGAAAGCCUUCAUCAACAUGCCAAACCACUACCGCUGCCUUUGUGUCAGUCACCUGCUGGGGUGGACAGCUUUCCUCUGCAAUAUGCUCUUCUUCACUGAUUUUAUGGGACAGAUUGUAUACAAGGGAAAUCCUUAUGCAGACCAUAACUCUACAGCCUACGUCACAUAUGAGAGAGGAGUAGAAGUGGGCUGCUGGGGACUGUGUAUUAAUGCUGUGUCCUCUGCUCUCUACUCCUAUGUGCAGCGUUUCCUUCUCCCGUACAUAGGCCUGAAAGGAUUAUACUUCAUGGGCUACUUUGUGUUCGGCAUGGGCACCAGCCUGAUUGGUCUCUUCCCCAACAUCAUCGUCACGCUCAUCCUGUGCAGUGUGUUCGGCGUCAUGUCCAGCACGCUAUACACCAUCCCAUUCAACCUGAUAGCGGAGUAUCAGCGUGAAGAGGAGGAACAAGUGAAGCUACGAGGAAGCAAUGAAAGUCCACGAGGCACCGGGGUGGACUGCGCGGCGCUCACCUGCAUGGUCCAGCUGGCUCAGAUUAUCGUGGGUGCGGGGCUCGGCGCUCUGGUCAACCUGGCAGGAAGCGUAAUCGUGGUGGUCCUCUCAGCCUCGACCAUGUCUCUGUUUGGCUGCAUCUUCAUCGCUCUCUUCAUCAGAUAUGUGGAAUGAUUCUGCUGUUU